Fusarium graminearum PH-1 is the source of this 351-nucleotide messenger RNA. RefSeq lists its product as uncharacterized. The transcript has 5 exons. Lineage: Eukaryota; Fungi; Ascomycota; Sordariomycetes; Hypocreales; Nectriaceae. The record is from RefSeq and is a predicted model, not a curated record. The coding region runs from base 1 to 351 and encodes 116 amino acids.
AUGUACAAAGAUGAUUUGAGUAAUAAUAUCGAGGAGAUCGGCGUGUUGGAUCCCGCUUGUGUUAUCGAAACGGGCGCAUCCAAUUGGCUUCCUGCUACGAAUCCGCCAUCGUCUUGCUCGAGCCACAACAUCACUGGUAACCAGGUGUACCAAGAGCGUGUUUGUUUUGUUGUUAGUGCAAGAGACGGCAUGCUGUGUGUUGAGAAAGCAUACGUUCGUUUAAUGAGGAUGACUGCAGAGCUGUUGUUACUCAAAUCCAUCCAUGUCGAUGGUGCUUGGCUAGGUAGUACAAGGCAAUUUCAUGGUAAGCAAUCUGAUAUACUCAAGACUGGUAACAAUAUUGCAUCUUGA